Messenger RNA from Ictalurus furcatus (blue catfish), 4475 nucleotides. It is a transcript of the gene prep, whose product is annotated as prolyl endopeptidase. The record is from RefSeq and is a predicted model, not a curated record. NCBI's taxonomy places the organism in Eukaryota, Metazoa, Chordata, Actinopteri, Siluriformes, Ictaluridae. Gene Ontology annotation, molecular function: oligopeptidase activity; serine-type endopeptidase activity. Bases 1323 to 3506 code for a protein of 727 amino acids. Gene Ontology annotation, biological process: proteolysis. Gene Ontology annotation, cellular component: cytosol. The transcript has 14 exons.
AAUGUCAAUGAAAUAAACGAAAUAGCAAGUGGAAAAAAAUAAUCAAAUGUGUAUAUAUAUUUUUUAAAUAAAUAAAUAUGAAGUACAGGAUUUUUAUUUUGAGUAUAAAAGAUAAAAAUGUUAAAUAAUUUAUUCUACAUUUGACACAUCAAAAUCUACAGAGAGCAACUGAUUCCACCGCUCACUUUAAAUCUUUAAGAAUGAUCACACAUUUUAUAAAGUGUAGCGUUAAUCAAAAGUAAAACUCUCCAUAAAAAUAUACACAAAUUCGGAAAUCUGUUUAGAAAAAUAUUUUAAAUCGGUUGCCUUUAGAUUUUCCCGUAAAGACCCUUUCAUUUCAUUUCAUACUCUUUGGGUUUUUUCUGACUCUUUUGUGUUAUUUCUGACUCGUUUGUGUUACUUCUGACUCGUUUGUGUUAUUUCUGACUCGUUUGUGUUACUUCUGACUCGUUUGUUUGGCAUGGGUCAUUUGUUACUUCUGACUCGUUUGUCGUUUGUGUUAUUUCUGACUCGUUUGUGUUAUUUCUGACUCGUUUGUGUAUUUCUGACUCGUUUGUGUUACUUCUGACUCGUUUGUUUGGCAUGGGUCAUUUGUUACUUCUGACUCGUUUGUCGUUUGUGUUACUUCUGACUCGUUUGUCUGGCGUGGGUCGUUUGUGUUACUUCUGACUCGUUUGUCUGGCGUGGGUCGUUUGUGUUACUUCUGACUCGUUUGUCUGGCGUGGGUCGUUUGUGUUACUUCUGACUCGUUUGUCUGGCGUGGGUUGUUUGUGUUACUUCUGACUCAUUUGUGUUACUUCUGACUCGUUUGUCUGGAGUGGGUCGUUUGUGUUACUUCUGACUCGUUUGUGUUACUUCUGACUUAUUUGUCUGGCGUGGGUCGUUUGUGUUACUUCUGACUCGUUUGUCUGGCGUGGGUCGUUUGUGUUACUUCUGACUCGUUUGUCUGGCGUGGGUCGUUUGUGUUACUUCUGACUCGUUUGUCUGGCGUGGGUCGUUUGUGUUACUUCUGACUUGUUUGUCUGGCGUGGGUCGUUUGUGUUACUUCUGACUUGUUUGUCUGGCGUGGGUCGUUUGUGUUACUUCUGACUCGUUUGUCUGGCGUGGGUCGUUUGUGUUACUUCUGACUCGUUUGUCUGGCGUGGGUCGUUUGUCUUACUUCUGACUCGUUUGUUUGGCGUGGGUCGUUGUGUUACUUCUGACUCGUUUGUCUGGCGUGGGUCGUUUGUCUUACUUCUGACUCGUUUGUCUGGCGUGGGUCGUUUGUGUUACUUCUGACUCGUUUGUUUGGCGUGGGUCGUUUGUGUCACUGAUACGGGAUCAUGGGUAAAUUUCCCAUAAAUCCCUAUUUAUUUGCGUUCCAGAAAGCAGGAUGUAGUGUGAAAGGGUUUUCAGUGGAUGUGCCGGUGUGUUCUCAGGUGGACGAUUACCAUGGACAGAAGGUUCCUGACCCGUACAGCUGGCUGGAGGAUCCGGACAGCGAGAAAACGCAGGCGUUUGUGAACGCGCAGAACCAGCUGACGUUGCCCUUCCUGGAGGACUGUCCAAUCAGAGAGGCUUUUAAAGCGCGCAUGACCGAGCUCUAUGAUUACCCGAAAUACAGCUGCCCCUUCAAACGGGGUAACAGGUAUUUUCACUUCUUUAAUACGGGCUUACAGAACCAAAACGUUCUCUACGUGCAGGAGAACCUCGAGACGGAACCCAGGGUGUUCCUCGAUCCCAAUACGUUCUCAGACGAUGGAACUGUGGCGUUACAAGGUUACGCGUUCUCGGAGGACGGCGAGCACCUGGCGUACGGUGUGAGCGCGAGCGGUUCCGACUGGGUGGAGUUCCGGUUCCUGCGUGUCGACGGAGCCGUGGCUCUGGAGGACCGGCUCGAGAGGGUCAAGUUCAGCUGCAUGGCCUGGACUCACGACGGAAAAGGCCUCUUUUACAACUCGUAUCCAGAGCAGGAGGGAAAGAGCGAUGGGACGGAGACGUCCACGAACCUGAAUCAGAAGCUGUACUAUCACGUGUUGGGGACUCCGCAGUCCCAGGACGUUUUGUGUGCCGAGUUCCCUGACCAGCCCAAGUGGAUGAGUGGAGCUGAGGUGUCUGACGAUGGCCGCUACGUGUUGCUGUCCAUCAGAGAAGGCUGUGACCCGGUGAACAGGCUGUGGUACUGCGACCUCAACACCGUCACAGACGGCAUCACAGGGUUGUUGCCGUGGGUGAAGCUUAUCGACAACUUUGACGCCGAGUACGAGUACGUGACGAAUGAGGGCACCGUGUUUACUUUCAAAACGAACCUGGACGCUCCGCGCUACCGUCUCAUCAACGUGGACUUCGCCCGGCCGGCCCCCGGUCAGUGGAAGGAGCUCAUCCCGCAGCACGAUAAAGACGUCCUCGUUUUUGCUACGUGCACGUACUCCAGCUUCUUGUGUGUGUGUUACCUCCACGACGUGAAGAGCGUGCUGAAGAUGCACCAGCUGGCGUCGGGGGAGGAGCUGAAGACCUUCCCACUGGAGGUGGGCUCCAUCGUGGGCUUCACUGGCCGAAAGAAGGAUUCCGAGAUCUUCUACUACUUCACCUCUUUCCUCUCUCCAGCCAUCAUCUACCACUGCGACCUCACCAAAACUCCUCUACAACCGCACAUCUUCAGGGAGGUCCAAGUGAAGGGCUUCGAUCCUACAGAGUACCAGACCACACAGGUGUUCUACCCCAGUACAGACGGCACACAGAUCCCCAUGUUCAUCGUGCACAAGAAGGGCCUCCAGCUGGACAGCUCACACCCAGCCUUCCUCUACGGCUAUGGAGGAUUCAACAUCUCCAUCACACCCAGCUACAGUGUUUCCAGGCUCAUCUUUGUGAGGCAUUUGGGAGGAGUUUUAGCCGUGGCCAACAUCAGAGGAGGAGGGGAGUACGGGGAAACGUGGCACAAAGCGGGGAUGUUGGAGAACAAGCAGAACUGUUUCACUGAUUUUCAGUGUGCAGCAGAGUAUCUGAUAAAGGAGGGCUACACCUCUGCAAACAAACUCACCAUCAAUGGAGGCUCCAACGGAGGCCUGCUAGUGGGGGCGUGUGUGAAUCAGAGGCCUGACCUGUUCGGAUGUGCAGUAGCUCAAGUUGGUGUGAUGGACAUGCUCAAGUUCCAUAAGUUCACCAUCGGCCACGCCUGGACCACCGACUUCGGCUGUUCUGAAAUUAAGGAGCAGUUUGACUGGCUUAUCAAGUAUUCUCCUCUGCACAACAUCCGGAUCCCCGAGGGCGACGGCGUGCAAUACCCAGCUGUGCUGCUGUUGACCGGUGACCAUGAUGACCGUGUGGUUCCUCUGCACUCUCUGAAGUACAUCGCCACCCUGCAGCACAUGAUUGGUCGCUGGCCCGGCCAAUCAAACCCUCUCUUCAUCUACGUGGACACGAAGUCGGGCCACGGGGCGGGAAAACCCACCAGCAAGGUGAUCCAGGAAGUGGCAGAUACGUACGCCUUCAUCGCCCGCAGCCUGGACCUCCACUGGAUCGAUUAAAACACACACACACACACACACACACACACACACACACACACACAGCUGCUAAUUCACUGGCUAGCUCUCUCUCUCUCUGUCCCUCCAUCCCAUACUCUCUCCUUUUCUCCUUCCUCUUCCUCCCCUCAUUUCCCCCUCCCUUUUCCUUUCAGUCCCUUCUUCUCUUUACCUUCACCCCUCCCCUUUUCUUCUUCUUCCCUCCUUCUUGCUCUCCCUCCUUCCCUCCCGUUCAUUCUCUUUCCUGCUGUCUUUUCCUCUCUCCAUCAUCCCUUCCUCCUGUGCUCUUUCCCUAUCAAUCCCUUCUUCUCUAUCUUCCUCCCUCUCCAUUUUCUUAUUCUUUCUUCCUCCUGUCUUUUCUUUGUCCUCUCCACCUUCCCUCUCUUUCCAUCUUUCUUUCGCUCUCCCUUUCUUCCUCCUGUUCUUUGCCUAUCUGCCUUUUCCUCCGUUCCUCUCCCUGUUUCUCUCUUUCUCUCUCUUUCUCUCUCUUCCUCCAUCCUUUCCUUUUUACUCCUUCUCUCCACACCCUGUAACAUUUCACUCCUCGAUAAGCCUUAAUUGUCCUCACUCUCUUUCUCUCACUCACUCACUCACUCACUCACUCUCUCACACACUCUCUCACACUCACUCUCAGCGUGUUAAUGCUUUACAUCACUCACAUUUCACUCCUGUUUUCCGGGACGUUCCCUCGAUGCUCAUGGCCUCUGGAACAUUUUGUACAGACUCUUUAUUUAUUAGCAGGUUCAAUACAAAUCAGUAAUUCUUUAAAUGAUUAACCGCACAGUAUACGAGUGAGUGAGUGUGUAUGUGUGUGUAUAUGUGUGUGUGUGUGUGAGUGAGUAUAUUAAAAUGUCAUAUACAUGUAUAUUCACUGGCUGCUUCUACCUCCAAACUUAUGCAGAUUGUUUUUACCUUUUCAAGGGAAUAAAUGUCCACGAAACAUGAAAUAAAGAACUGGUGUAAUAAACAGGA